Molecule: messenger RNA, 6982 nt
Organism: Macrobrachium nipponense
Lineage: Eukaryota; Metazoa; Arthropoda; Malacostraca; Decapoda; Palaemonidae
Product: collagen alpha-5(IV) chain-like
Exons: 31
Coding region: 213-5423 (1736 amino acids)
Biological process (GO): extracellular matrix organization
Cellular component (GO): collagen trimer
Molecular function (GO): extracellular matrix structural constituent conferring tensile strength
Source: RefSeq, a predicted model, not a curated record
GCGACACAGGACUCCAGUUGCGGUAAAGUAGGGAAGAGGAGAGCUAUAGCCCUUUCAGUCUCCGACCCUGGGAGUGUUGCCCUCGUAGAUUUUCAAAAGUGUGGCUAAGGCUUUACAUAAAGCCUACUCUUAGAAAUACGUAUAAUCUUAUACCAGAGGAUAAUUAUGACUCCUACUUUAUGGUGACUUUUGUGCUGUGACCUCCCGUCAACAUGGAAGACCAAAGGACGUCUUCCAAACGAAUUUUAUCGGUCCUUUUAACGUUAUUUUGGUGCCAUGCGUCAUUAGCGAAUAAGGCUUGUCUGAACUGCUAUACAUGCAUUUGCGAAGGCCAGAAGGGACUCUUGGGAGCCCCUGGUAUCCCUGGUCUCCAGGGCUCAGCCGGCAUUCCAGGAGACCCCGGAUUUGAAGGUCCUGCAGGCCCCGUCGGCAGAAUUGGCGACUUCGGGGAGCCCGGAGCGAUGGGAGAGAAAGGUUAUCGAGGCGAAAUGGGCAUGCCAGGGUUCCAGGGCACGAGUGGCAUCCCGGGUCUUCCAGGAUUGGAAGGUCCAGCGGGCGAGACGGGGCCACCUGGUUGCAACGGCACAGACGGUCGUUCGGGUUUGCCUGGUCUUCCUGGACCUCCAGGUCUCAGGGGUCCUCCAGGCCCCGAAGGUACCAGAGGACCUGUAGGAGACACGGGCGAAGGAGGCACAAAUUCCCGAGGCGUCAAGGGUGACCAAGGAGAGCCGGGCUAUCCCGGAGGACCCGGAUACGGGGGUACCUCUGGACCCCAGGGUACUAGAGGUGAUCAAGGAAUACCAGGUCUUAAGGGACUUCGAGGUGACAAAGGUUUCCCAGGACCCGCGGGAGAAAGAGGCGACACUCCUCCACCAGUCCCUCCUGUUACUGUCAGAGGAGAGAAAGGGCAGAAGGGAGAACCCUCUGGCAUAAAGUUCAAGAAACCUCCAUCUGAAUUUGACCUGAUGGGAGGUAAAGGGGAUUCAGGUUUUCCUGGUCCUGCUGGCAUAUCCGGAAGCACUGGAGGACCAGGUUACAUUGGCAAGCUUGGAGAAAAGGGUAUCAAAGGAGAAAUAGGUAGAGACGGUCAAAAGGGAAAGCCGGGACGUCAAGGGCAACGAGGACCCCCUGGUGAAAAAGGCUUCAAGGGAGCACCUGGAUUUGCUGGAUAUCCUGGCCCCAAGGGUCCUAAGGGUUAUGAAGGCGUACCUGGUUUUGAUGGUCAACCUGGUCUAGUAGGAGAACCAGGUCCUGAAGGAAUGAGUGAUCUUGCCGACACUGUCCAGUAUAUAGGACCUCCUGGACCACAAGGUCCUCCUGGAUUGCCAGGUUUUCCUGGUCCUGAUGGUUUAAAUGGUCGACCUGGAGGCUUAGGGCUACGUGGUCCUCCAGGCUCUCCAGGGCCAGCUGGAUCUGAUGGCCAAAAUGGUGAUCGUGGGCGCUCGCAGCCUGGUGAAGAUGGUGAUGCUGGUUUUGAUGGACUAAUAGGGAAGCCAGGAAGGCGUGGCACAAGGGGUCCAGCAGGAUUCCCAGGUAUUAAAGGCAUCCCUGGCGAUUCUGUGUUUGGAAGCAAAGGAUUAGAUGGACGUAAUGGAAGACCGGGCAGCAAUGGUAUUCCUGGAGCCAGAGGAUUUUCUGGUCCUAAAGGCCCGAAAGGUUUACCUGGUGAGGGAGUUCCUACUCGGGGCCCAAAAGGACCAAAAGGUCUUCGUGGGCCACCAGGAGAGCCAGGAUUAAUGGGCCCCAAUGGCCGCAAUGGUAUCCCCGGAAGCAAAGGGACAGAAGGAGAUACCUGCAUUCCUUCUCCAAGAGAUCCAUGUGAAAGUGGUGAUCUUGGAAUUCCCGGGCCUCAGGGUAUUCAAGGCCGUUCAGGUCCUCCAGGUCUUCCUGGUCCCCGAGGUCCAAAAGGAGUCCCAGGAAAUCCAGGUCUCCCUGGUUUGCGAGGCAUUGAUGGAUUUAGAGGAACUUCUGGUGCUAAUGGAAGGGCUGGCAGGAAAGGUGAUGUUGGGGAUCUUGUACCAAGUGAAAGUAGCAGAGGUCGAUACGGAAGUGAUGGUGAACUAGGAAUACCAGGUCUUGCUGGUCUAAAAGGAGAAAGAGGGCCGGAUGGUGCAAUGGGGAGAAUUGGACCAGAAGGUAUUAAGGGUGAUCAAGGAAAUGAUGGAAUUCCUGGGAAUCCUGGUAGGCCUGGAUUGGAUGGAUUGCGAGGAGAGGAUGGUAUCCCAAUACACGGCCUCCCUGGCUCAAGAGGAACUAAAGGAGAGCAAGGAGAACCUGGAAUUCGUGGUCCACCUGGUCCUCUUAUAUUUCCUGGUGGCGCAAACUUGACAGAGUUCAUCAAAGGCAAGCGAGGACCCCAGGGUUUAAUAGGUGAAGUAGGUGAAAAGGGUACUCCAGGUGACCCAGGUUACCGUGGGGAUCCUGGUGCUCCUGGGCCCCCAGGGUUUAGUGAACAGGGGCCAAGAGGUUUAAAAGGAUACCCUGGACCAAAGGGAGAAAUGGGCCAUGCUGGGCAGAAAGGGUUCAAUGGCGACGAUGGAACUCCAGGAUUGGAUGGUAUACCAGGCUUGAAAGGUGAAGAUGGAGAGGAUGGGAUUAGUGGAAUCACAGGCCCUAAUGGAGAACCUGGCAGUCUUGGUAGUAAGGGUGAGCCAGGAAUAGACGGUAAACAAGGCUCGAAAGGCUAUCUUGGUUUACCUGGUCUUCCAGGUUUGAAAGGUGCCAAGGGGGCUCCUGGGAAUCUGGGCAUCCCAGGUCAAAAGGGCAUUCAAGGUGUACUUGGUGAUAGACUUCCUGGACAGCCUGGUGUUGCUGGACGUCCAGGUGCUCCUGGUUUUCCUGGUCCUCUUGGUAGUCCUGGUGGCCAAGGGCGUCCUGGUAUACCAGGUCCGAGUGGAGCUCCUGGAACUAAGGGAAACAUAGGGUUUGUAGGAGCACUUGGUGAACCAGGUAAUCCAGGUUUAGAUGGUAUACCAGGCUCUCCGGGAAGGCCAGGCAGUGCUGGAUUCCCAGGUCGCCCCGGCUUAAAAGGAGGAAGUGGAGUCCCAGGUAACCCUGGAAAUCCUGGUAACCCUGGUGCAUUUGGACGCCCUGGACCACCUGGCCUUGUAGGAGACCCGGGUCUUAAUGGAAAUAUUGGUUUUGAAGGCAACCCAGGACCAAAAGGCCCUCGUGGUUUUCCAGGUGAAGUAGGUUUUAGGGGACCACCUGGAGAAAACGGAACUCAUUUUGGUCACGGUGAUUUUGGUUUUCCAGGUCAGCCUGGUGACCCUGGUAGAAACGGGUUUCCAGGUACUCUGGGACAACUUGGAAUACCUGGAAUAGAUGGACGAGGAAUUCCAGGACCCAAGGGUCGAAUUGGCCCCAUUGGUUUUCGUGGCCCAAAUGGACUUCAAGGAAGGCAAGGUGCAAAGGGAGAAUCAGGCCUGAUGGGCAUACCAGGAACAAGGGGAGAAUCUGGUGAACCUGGAACUGUUGGAUUACCUGGACCACAUGGUGGAACAGUUGUUGGUCCCCCUGGUGCUGAAGGUUUACCAGGAAUCAAAGGAACGCCUGGAGAACCUGGCAGAUUUGGUAACCGUGGCUUACCUGGAGAUGUUGGAGCACCUGGUCUUUCUGGUAAACUUGGUCCCCCUGGAUUACGAGGUCCAGAUGGUGACCGAGGUCCCCAAGGCAUAAGCUUUGGUGCUACAAAAGGAGAACCUGGUUUACCUGGUUUAACUGGAGACAGAGGGGCCAAUGGGCUUCCAGGUAUUCAAGGAAUUAAGGGGGAAAUUGGAAACCAAGGACUUCCAGGUUUCGUCGGCCGUCCAGGGCUUCCUGGACAAAGGGGUGAUCCUGGAAGUAGGGGAUCAAUUGGUCCUCCUGGGUUACCAAGCAGAAAAGGAGAGCCUGGUGAAAAGGGAAUGGAAGGUCGUCCUGGAAAAAUUGGUCUACCAGGCCGCCAUGGCCAGAAGGGUCAGCCUGGUGACUUUGGACCUGAUGGUCCAGCUGGCAGUAAGGGUCUGCCAGGAUUAACCUCUCCAGGAUUGAAUGGUGAUCCUGGGGAUUCUGGAUUCCCUGGUCCUCCUGGAAGAAAUGGUAUCCCUGGUUUGGCAGGACGACGAGGACCAGUAGGUGAUCCAGGAUUUAGAAGUGGGUUCCCAGGUGAGCCUGGGUUUCCUGGUCUACCUGGUUUGAAAGGACUUCCUGGUGAACCAGGGCCACGUGGUUUUACCCAAGCCCCUGGUGAUAGAGGUUUGAAAGGAUCUCAGGGUGAACCAGGAUUUAUUGGACUUCAAGGACUUGCAGGUGAUAUUGGGGAUGCUGGAGAUCCAGGUCGACCUGGUAUUCCAGGGGCUUUCGGAUUGAAGGGUACCCCUGGACAACCCGGUAGAAUAGGAAGUCCAGGCUUCCCUGGCCCUCCAGGUCUACGAGGUGAUGUUGGUAACCCUGGUGGUCUUGGACCUUCUGGUUUUAUGGGUAAGCCUGGGCGUGAUGGAUUGAAGGGAAGAAAAGGUGCUAUUGGUGAUGCAGGUAGACCAGGUCCUACUGGGCAGCCAGGACCCAGAGGUAUUAGAGGUGAUCGUGGCUUUGAAGGUCGAAGUGGUACUCCUGGAAAACCAGGACUGGAUGGCUCAUCUGGUGACCCAGCUCCGCCUGGUCCACCACCAAAAUCAAGGGGUUACAUGGUCACUCGCCAUUCUCAAGAAUCAUUCACACCAUCUUGUCCAGCUGGUACAAAUGUUAUGUGGGAAGGUUACUCCCUUUUACAUGUGAUGGGUAAUCACAGAGCCCAUGGUCAGGAUCUUGGGGCUCCUGGCAGUUGCCUCAGGAGAUUCAGCACUAUGCCAUACCUCUUCUGUAACUUGAAUAACGUGUGUGAUUACUCACAAAGAAAUGAUUAUUCCUACUGGCUCUCAACAACAGAACCCAUGCCAAUGAUGAUGACACCAAUUACAGGACCAGAAAUUGAAAAAUAUAUAUCAAAGUGCGUUGUAUGCGAAGCUCCGUCAAUGGUUAUUGCAGUUCACAGUCAAACACUAGAUAUUCCUGACUGUCCACAAGGCUGGGAGUCACUCUGGAUUGGAUAUUCAUUUAUCAUGCAUACUGACUCAGGAGCUGAAGGAUCAGGACAGUCAUUAAUCUCACCAGGAUCUUGUCUGGAAGAUUUCAGGUCCAGUCCAUUCAUUGAGUGCACUGGUCAUGGUCGAUGUAAUUUAUUCCCCUCUGCAUUCUCCUACUGGCUUGCCACUAUUGAAAUUGAGCAACAGUUCAGAAAGCCAAGACAGCAAACACUUAAAGCUGGGGACCUAAAGAGUAGAAUUAGUCGUUGUAACACCUGCAUGAGAAAGAGAGGUGGUAGUACAAUACCUACUCCACCACCCGAGUAUCAACAGCCUCCACGCAGAGAGGAUGAUUCAUACUUCUUCAUUGGAAAAUAAAAAUCCUAGUUUUUGAUGGCAAGAGACCACUCAUUUUAAUUCUUUCACUCAUACUGUCGCUUUUGGUCAAUCCAACAUACAAACAUUACUAGCUAUUUAAAUUUUUGCAUUUUAAGUGUAUGUAUUUCCUUAAUUGUAAAAAUUUGUGUUGUCCAUGUAUUUAAGUAAAUGAGGUGCUGAUGAAUAACCUUGUAUCAUGGAUAUCAGUUAGAAAAUUCUCUAAUGAUUGCAGGCAUCUGUGAUAAAAAAUAGUAUCUAUGAUAAGGAAACAUUUUUACCAGUAUAGAAAAUGCAAUGUGUGACAUGAAAAUGCAAUGUGUGACAUAUGAUAUGAGUAUCCACACUUACAUUCCUCAUUGAAGUACUUUUCCUGUCUAUAACAUAGGUACCUUUUUCCAAUAUCACCCAACAUUUAUAAUCAAGUUCCAUGAAUAAUGAUUAUUAUAAUUGUAAUAUGCUGAAUAUUUGGAAGGGUCACUUAUAGAAAAAAAUUAAAAAUUUUUGCAAAGAACAAAUUUUUUUGCAUGUAACAACGGAAGAGUAAACCCACUUACCUGGUGUCUUCCCCUCCUUUACUGGCAAAUUAGAGUAUAUUAUCUAUUCUAAUUAUUGGCACAGCACCACACAGUUAGUAGCUAUAAAAAGAUACUAAACUUGUAUUAAAAUUAAGCACUACAUGUGUAAGUAAGUAAAAUCUGAUGCAUCUAUUGUAUCAUGAACUCAAAAGUGAUUAAUGAAUUUAGAUGAAAGGAAAUGUGUGUUUCUGAAAUCCAUCUUUGAAAAAAUUGUGCUUGUAGCUGAUUGCAAAAUUAUUAACAAAGACCUAUGAACUUGAUCUAGAAAAUACAUAAAUGAUGUCUUAAAUGUCAUCCCUCACUGAAAAUAGUAUAUUGUACUUCCUUUACUAAUAUUUGUCAAGAAUUAACUUAAAAACACAGAUGUCUUACAAAUUUGGAGAAUGAAUGGUCUUUUAAUAAUUUAUGCAACAUAUAAAUUAACUAAGAAUAUUUAUAUGUUUAUGAUAUAAUAAAACCUUACAUUAUGGAAUAACCAUUACUACAGAGUAGUACCUCUCCAAUGUAAAGAAUGAAUUACAAUAGUACUGCAGACACCUUCCACAGUGAAAAUCCGAGUCUUUGCAACAAAUCCUGGACUAUGAAUAUGAGUUUAAUGCAAUUAACUAUAACUGAAUAUUGAUCAUGGCUAAAGCAACUAUGAUAAGCCAGACAUAUUAGACAGUUUUUGUUUGCUAAAUGGAGGCAAUGACAUAACUUUCAUUUAUUACACAAGUUAAAACUUUGACAACUAAGAUUCAAGUCAUCCUAUGAAAGGAUAUUGAUUAACACCUCUGGUCUAUAACGAUCUGAAUAAGUCAGCUAAGUCGCUCACUGCCAUGUCAAGAAUACUGUUAGUAUAUAUCCUGUUUUGUUAGCCAAUUGUAAGAAAAUCUUGUACUGUAUAUAUGUGUAUCUUCAUUCUCUACUUUUCAACAAUUUUCUGUCUGAGAAAUCCUUUGUAAAAAAAAGAAAUAUUACAAAUAAAUUAAUUUUUUUUCUAAA